AUGAUAUUCAGACAUUUAACAUUCGUAACAUUUUUUUUUGCUUUCACGAUAAAUGGUGAAAAUAUUGAAUCAACUACAGAAUUGAUUGAAAAAGUUCACAGUGAAAGUGAUGCCGAAGCAAUUUGUUUUGUUGGAGUUGAAAGCAAUUUUUUAGAUAUUUUUCUACAAACUCAUCCAAAUAUUCCAGUGAUACUUUUCAAUCUUCAGAUUGUAAAUAUCACUUGGAAUGAGGACAAAGGACUAUACGGAAAUGUUCUAAUAGUAGUUGAUGCUGUUAAUAAAGAUCCAAGUACUAUCAAAAUACUGAAGCAACUAAUUCUUCAACUUGGAAUUCGAAAUUUUGCAAUCAUUAUCGCAGAAGAUUUCGAAAGACUUCAACAAUAUUUCUACUAUUUUUGGAAGAAUCACUUUCGAAGGAUCUUUGGAAUUGUAAAUGGAACUUCGUUUGCCUAUUUUCCCUACUCAAAUUCUACAGUUGGUGUUAAUGUUGCAGAAUUGAAGCGACUUCCUGAUGCAUUGAGGAAUCUUAACGGACGCGUUAUUCGUACAUCGAUUAAAUUGGACGUUCCUAGAGCAUUUUGGUAUACUGCUAAAGAUGGUACUCGAAAGGUUGGAGGUUUCGUUGCAAGAGUUCUAAUACAUUUUCUCCGAAAGUACAAUGGAACUUUUGUAGUAGCUAAAGUUAAUAACACUGAAAAAAAUCAGGAGAUUGGUGCUGUGGUUAAAGGCGACUUGGAUGUUACAAUAAAUCCUUAUAUUUCGUCUAUGGGAAUUACGCUAAGUUACCCUGUUAAACUUAGCAGAUGGUCCCUAAUGGUACCGGUUAAGGGCUAUUUAGAUCCGAAUCAGUACUUUUUGAGACCAUUUUCCCCAACUGUUUGGGGAUGUAUCGGAGUAACUUGUUUAUACAUGGUCCUCAUAAAUAUUCUGUUAAAUGUUUCUAGAAAUUUGCCAGCAAACAUUUGGUAUUCAUUUUCUGAAAUUUAUUUAACAAUGAUAAAUGGUUCUCUUGAUCAUAUAAGUAACAGUGCAUAUAGAGUACAAUUUCUUCAAAAAAUCUUUGCUUUUAUAAUUGUCAAUUUUUAUCUGGUCUAUCUAACGUCAUUUCUGACAAUUUUUAUAAAAGUCAAAGAAUACGAUUCCGUUGAAGAUCUAAUGGAAGCUAAUUUUCCAGUGGUGAUGGGACCAUACGAUUGGAAGUACACAAAUCGUGAAAUGUUCCCAAAGGAUUUUGAAAGAAUUCUUGUUAUAAUUCCAACUGAUGAGUUGGUUAAAACACGAUAUUCAAUGAAAAAUACAAGUUUUUCUUUUGGCGUGGGUAUUGAUGCUUUUACUUUUCUUCACAGUGUUACAUCGAAGUAUUCGAAGCCGAAAUUUCGAAUUAUAAGUAAGACUAUACAUCAGGCUUUAUAUGGAUUUCUUUGGGCCGAACAUGCACCGCUUCAGGAAGUUUUGAGUCAGUUUAUUAUAAGAAUAUUUGAUUAUGGAUUAAUGAUCAAAUGGACACGAGACUCUGUGGGGCAAGGCUCAGAAAUUGUGAUGAAAUAUAUGGACUUGAGACCGGAAGCUAGUAAUUUGUAUGCUUUGACUGUGAAACAAUUUCGUUUUGCAUGGAAUUGUCUGUUUGGUGGAUUGGGGGCAGCUUUAAUUGUUUUUUUGGGUGAGAAGUUUUGUGUAAAAUGGUGCAAGAAUCUUAAAGAAAAAAGGUUAAAAAAUACUUAUCCAGAAAUUAAUGUAAAGUAG
Molecule: messenger RNA, 1743 nt
Organism: Episyrphus balteatus (marmalade hoverfly)
Lineage: Eukaryota; Metazoa; Arthropoda; Insecta; Diptera; Syrphidae
Exons: 1
Coding region: 1-1743 (580 amino acids)
Source: RefSeq, a predicted model, not a curated record